Molecule: messenger RNA, 1800 nt
Organism: Nicotiana tabacum (common tobacco)
Lineage: Eukaryota; Viridiplantae; Streptophyta; Magnoliopsida; Solanales; Solanaceae
Product: F-box/kelch-repeat protein At3g06240-like
Molecular function (GO): protein binding
Source: RefSeq, a predicted model, not a curated record
AAAGAAAAAAGAAAUUCAAACUUUGAAAGAAAAAACUGAAAAAUAACAUUUUUAUAAUUGAUAGAUUUAGGGUCUAUUCGAUUUAGAAAGGAAGUGUUCCUUACAAUUAGAAUCAAGAAUCAAACACGAAUCUUUAGCUAUAUUUGAAGUCAGCGCUAGGCCAAAUCGAACUAUGGCACUGAGCAAAGCUGAAAAACUACCCCAAGAAAUCAUAGUUGACAUACUAUCCCGUCUUCCUGCAAAGUCCAUAGGUCAAUUCAGGUGUAUAUCAAAGCAGUGGUGCUCUCUUCUAUCAGACCCCCAAUUCAUCUCAGCUCACCUCACUAUAAAUUCCCACAAAGAAGAAGAAAACCUCAUUCUUGUUUCUGAUUCUCACUCUCUUCACACUAUCACUUUUAACCACGACCCCCAAAAUGGAACAAUCGAUGCCAUUUCAAGAAAGCUUAAUUUUCAGCAACUUGAAGACAACUGGGUAAGUGUUGCUGGCUCAUGUAGUGGCUUGGUCUUGGGGGUAAAUGAUGAGGAAAUCAAAUUUUUGAUCAACCCCACAACCUUAGAGUACUUUGAAAUUCCAAAAUUUAAUUUGGCUCUUCCUGUGCCUGGUAGUUUUAGCAUGUAUGGUUUAGGGUAUGAUGUUGUUAGUGAUGAUUAUAAGGUGGUUACUCUUUCUUAUUACGAUACGGAUAAUGAAUAUGAGCCAGAUAUCGAUUAUACUUUUGUGGAUGUUUACUAUGUGAGAAAGGAUAUUUGGAGGAGACUUGAGAGUUCUCCUUAUGAUCAUGCAGUUCCUCAACUUGCUUCUGGUGUUUUGGUAAAUGGGGCUUUGCAUUGGUUAGCUAGUAGUAAAACUUCCGGUUAUUCAUCAGUAAUUGUUGCUUUUGAUUUAAGUGAUGAUAAAUUCUUGGAGGUGCCAGCACCUACUACUCUUGAUAAAGGUAAUUUUGUGUUUAAUAAGCUUGUGGCUCUUAGAGGGUGUCUUUGUAUGUUCACUAAUACACAUGAGGAUGAAAUUGAUGUUUGGAUAAUGAAAGACUAUGGGGUUGAGGAGUCUUGGACCAAAUUUGUAGUUAAAGGACCGGAUUCGGUGACUGAUCUGAUACCAUUGUGUUUCAUGAGUGAGGAUGAUGUUUUACUAGAUGCGGAUGGAAAGUUGAUUGUCUACAGUAUGAGAGAGGAUCGGUGGAGGAAUAUGAUGGUUGAUGGGAUUCCUACCAUGUGUGAGAAUGCCGGAACUGCAAUCUUUAGGGAGAGUCUUGCUUCGCCUACAUUUGGCUAAGGAGCUCAGAGUUACUAUAUUUCUUGAUGCACUAUUCUGAGAUGAUGUUGCGUACAGGAAUUAAUCUACUUCUUGAACAUUUUCCCGGUGCCUAUGAAAUGGAAUGUCAAGAGAACUGCAUGUUUUCAAGAGGCAUGGAUCUUUAUAUAUUUAUAACCCAAUGGUGCUACUCGGUAAACUAUGAUGGGAGAGUUUUUGAUGGACACUUGCACUUUGAUUUGUAUGUUGCCGUUAUGUAAAGACAUCACUGUUGCAGUGCUAGGAGAAAGGGGGCCUUUUGAGCAAAUCCACUAAUGUGAUUUUGUUUGUUGAGAGUUUAUAUCUCAGUUGAGUUUCUCAACUUUCAGGUGAAUAGAUCAUAUAGAUGAUCUGACUAACUAUUCUAUUUGCCCAUAUAACAAGAGGGUAUACAUUAAGUUUGUAUAAUAUUCUAGCUUUGCCUUCUAUUAGCAUAUACAAGAAACACUGUGCUUAUACUGUCCUUUCAGUAUGUGGCUGGAAAUAUAGUACAAAUUUGCCUAUCA